CGGAUCUACAGCUUCUCAGGCAGCAGAAUAGAGGAGGCACCACCGCCGCCAUUGCACAUGGCUGCUCCUCCGUCGUUCAAUGUGGAGGCAUUUUCGCUCUGGGAAACGGUGGCCAGCGGGCCAAACUUAUCGAAGUUGUAUUCCUCGUCCUCGGCAACUGCAUCUUCACGGGCACGCCGCCGCAGAACGCUUGUAGAGCUGGAGCUUCUUGGCCGUGUGGACUUCGAAUAGGCCACCAAAGACCGCCAUAGGGUGUGGCACCGCAUUGCCCAUGAUCUCCUCCUGGACAUCGCAUUUUUCAAUCCCCGAUGGAGUUUCGAUGAUUCGGACCUGGUUCUGCCAUACGACGUGAAGUUCUCCAAGCAUUUCGUGGCCCGGCUGAGAAAGGUGACCAGACCCAGGAUUUGGGACAGACGCUCCUGGGGACCAGGCCGCAGUCGGCGGGCAACAGUUUAAGUGGGAUUAAACAAACGGGAGCCAUGCCCAAGACUCCGGUCGGAUCGUUUAUGGCCAGAAGCAACACCACUGGCUUGGCCAACAUGUCGAAGUUCGGGCUCAGUCAGUCGCAGUCCUUCAGCGGAGUCCUCGGUCAAUCCAAUCGCGCCUCCUUGGGAACUCCGUUGAGCCAGCUCCAAAGUAGCAUUAGCCAGCAGUCCAUGUCCAUGAAGCCAGCGAAACCGAUCGAGCCGGAGUUGUGUUUGGAGCACAUCUGGACGGAGAACAUCUACGGAGUACAACGUGAACUGUGCGAGAUGGCCACCCGAGCCUUCAUCCACACGGAUUUGGUGGGCCAGACAUUUCUGUGCUACCUGCUCGCCCGCUCCUGCCGCCUCCAGAUGGUCCGCCUCACUGGCUAUGGAAGCAGUGAAGUGCAGCUCUCCACACUGGCCACGACUCUGGCAGCCAAGGAUGCUGUGGGUCUGAAUGUAAAUGGUCGCAGUCCUCGAUCCUAGCGGUAGCCUAAUUCUCUACACCGGAACCGUGCUCAUCGGUUCAUUAUGCUAUUUAAUUUUUAUGUUACAUAUAAGCCCAGCAUUCCAGAAUUUAGUUAAUAUCAUAGGCAAAUUGCACAAAGUUUGGCCCCAAAAAGUUGUAAUCUUAAAAGUAAAACCACUUACAAAAAACGUAAAAAAAAUUAUUAAUUAUUAAGUAAACAAAAGGAAUAUAUAUUCCACAGUUUCGACUAGUUUCCACGGUUUCCAGGGCUAAUGCACUCCACAAUCUCACCUCCACAAAUGAUUU
Messenger RNA from Drosophila serrata, 1242 nucleotides. Its product is annotated as anaphase-promoting complex subunit 1-like. The record is from RefSeq and is a predicted model, not a curated record. Lineage: Eukaryota; Metazoa; Arthropoda; Insecta; Diptera; Drosophilidae.